AUGUUCAGCAGAGCCUUGCAGGGAGAAGAAGAGCAGGAUCAUUGGUCCAGGCUUGGUCCAUGCCUUGUCCUCGGCUUCCAGCUCUCAAACUCAGAGGUUCACCACUCCCUCAGUCCCUCCCCGUGCUCACUUCUGUUCAGCUUUAAUUUUUUCACUGCUCACGGAGGAGUCACUUUUUUUUUCUACGUGCGGUUGAUUCGUAGGCUGGCUGGAAAGAUCGCCGUCAUCACCGGGGGCGCGAGCGGCAUCGGCAAGGCGACCGCCGCCGAGUUCGUGCGAAACGGGGCGAGGGUAGUCAUCGCCGACAUCCAGGACGACCUUGGCCGCGCCGUCGCCGCGGAGCUUGGCUCCGACAACGCGUGCUGCUACACCCGCUGUGACGUCACCGACGAGGCGCAGGUCGCCGACGCCGUGGACCUCGCGGUGGCCCGGCACGGGAAGCUCGACGUCAUGUUCAACAACGCCGGCAUCACGGGCUCCCCCGGGUGGCCACCGCUCGGCGCGGUGGACCUCGCCGACUUCGACCGCGUGAUGGCUGUCAACGCCCGCGGAGUGCUGGCUGGGCUCAAGCACGCCGCGCGCGUCAUGGUGCCGCGCCGCCGCGGCAGCAUCAUCUGCACCGCCAGCGCCACCGGUCUGUGCGGCGGCAUGGGCGCCAUCGCGUACAGCGCCUCCAAGGCGACGGUGAUCGGCCUGGUGCGUGCCGUGGCGGCGGAGAUGGCGUCCUCCGGGGUGCGCGUCAACGCCAUCUCUCCCUACGCCAUCCCGACGCCUCUGGCGCUGGCAACCGUCGCCUCGUGGCAUCCGGAGAGGGGAUUAAGCGCCGAGGAGAUUAAGCGGAUGGUGGAGAUAGACUUGAACGUGAUGUACGGGACGAAGCUGGAGGAGGAGGACAUCGCGAGGGCGGCUCUCUACCUGGCGUCCGACGACGCCAAGUAUGUCAACGGCCACAACCUCGUCGUCGACGGCGGCACGACGGUGAGCAGAAGUGCCAAAAAUCCUGGCACAAGCACGCCCAAGGAGUGA
Molecule: messenger RNA, 1026 nt
Organism: Miscanthus lutarioriparius
Lineage: Eukaryota; Viridiplantae; Streptophyta; Magnoliopsida; Poales; Poaceae
Source: the annotation of a GenBank genome assembly